AUGGAUAGCUCUGAGACGGGAGGAGGAAUGGCUGAUUGCAGUGUGGGGAGUAUAGUUUGGGUUCGAAGACGAAAUGGAUCUUGGUGGCCGGGAAAAAUACUUGGACCUGAUGAGCUUUCAUCUUCUCUCAUAACGUCUCCCCGUUCUGGAACUCCUGUCAAACUUCUCGGGAGGGAAGAUGCUAGUGUGGAUUGGUACAAUUUGGAGAAGUCAAAACGUGUAAAGGCGUUCAGAUGUGGCGAGUUUGAUGACUGUAUAGAAAAGGCUGAAGCUGCUCAGGGAAUGCCACCCAAGAAAAGAGAGAAAUAUGCACGCCGCGAAGAUGCUAUAAUGCAUGCACUUGAACUCGAGAGGCAAUUAUUGGAGAAGAAAUAUGGGAAAUUGGGAAAUUCUUCUAAUGGUAGGAGCAGAAGUUCACCAGAUGCUGUUACUUCUUCGAUAUACUUGGGUAAUGGAAGUGGAAACCAAAACGAUUCCAGAUUGGAUCAGCUAUCACAGAAGGUUGACUUGUCUAUUGCUGAGAAGAAUAGAACAAAUCAGAAUAUGUAUGUAAAGAUGGUUAAGGAGGAAACUCAACUCAGUGGGGAUGAUGAUAGUGCUGGCGUGCUACCUCGGAUGAGAGGCUUGCAGGACUUUGGACUCCGUACUGCGCCACCACGAGAGGAGCUCUCAGGAGUUGCAUUUCGAGCUAAGAGGAGUAGAAAUGCUUAUCUGCCAUAUGAUUCUGUGGAAUAUUUAAUUGAUGACCAAACUUUGUCCUCCCAGUUAGAGAUACCAGUGUCUAAAAUUGAUGAAAGCAGCUACCAAGCUGACAUGGGUGAAAACCACAUUUCAGGAUCUACUGAAGAUACUGAAACGGAUUGUUCUGACACGGAUUCACUAGAAUCAGACUCAAAUGACGAGAUGACUGCAAUCUCUGAUGGUUCCGCCUCUAUAGAAUUGCAACCUAAAUACCCGAGAAGAACCGAAGCACCAGAAGAACAUGCAAGCAUCAGCAGCAGUGACGACUUUGACGAGUUGGCAUUUGCCGACAGUUCCUCUCACCCUUACCUGCAUGGCCAUGUACCAACCAAGUCUGGGGUUUCAAAAUGGCAGCACAAAGGAAAAAGAAAUAACCGCAAUCUUUCAAACAAUAGCAGAGGAUACACGAACAGCAAGAGCUCCAACUGGAGCCCUAGUGUUCCCGAACAUGCUGAUCGAAGUUUCAAGAAUCAUACAUCCAGAUAUGGGCCCAAGUCAUCUCACAGUCCUUACGAGUUUGUCGAUUUCGAGGGUAGCUUGGGUUGGAACAGUCGAUCUGCUGUGCGAGGGUAUUGGGACGAUUCGCGUGAUGAUUUUGUCGGACGCCAUCGUUUUGGCUGUGGUGGGCCCACAUUGAUAGAUGUGAAUUUAAAGGUUCAGGCAAACAACUACCGUAGAGAUGUCCCGAUAAUCUCAUUGAUGAGCAAGUUGAACGGGCAUGCCAUUGUGGGCCACCCUAUCCAAAUCGAAGCACUUGAGAAUGGCCUGACCGAAACCUAUGUUUCAUCAACUGACUAUUUUGUCCCCAGCCCGACCCCACUGACUUCAAUGUGGAGGACGGGUCGUAGGACUGCAAAUUCACGAGUUCCACGCCCUUUUUUGCCAUCAAUGCUUAAUGGUGAGGGGAAGGGGAGAGAGUUUGCGAACAAGGGCUCCAAUCAAAAGAUAAGGACACUUUCGUCAUUUGCAUCAGGGAAGUGUCAGAGUGACUCGAGAGGUGGUGGUUUGAUUAAGAAUGGGAAUACACGCACGACGGUCGCGUGUAUACCUGUUAACUUGGUGUUUAGUCGUUUACAUGAAGAGUUGGUCGGUCGCCAUCAGUAA
Striga hermonthica is the source of this 1845-nucleotide messenger RNA. Lineage: Eukaryota; Viridiplantae; Streptophyta; Magnoliopsida; Lamiales; Orobanchaceae. The record is from the annotation of a GenBank genome assembly.